Hibiscus syriacus is the source of this 2051-nucleotide messenger RNA. RefSeq names its product monosaccharide-sensing protein 2-like. NCBI's taxonomy places the organism in Eukaryota, Viridiplantae, Streptophyta, Magnoliopsida, Malvales, Malvaceae. Gene Ontology annotation, molecular function: myo-inositol:proton symporter activity. Gene Ontology annotation, cellular component: membrane. Bases 253 to 2031 code for a protein of 592 amino acids. The transcript has 5 exons. The record is from RefSeq and is a predicted model, not a curated record. Gene Ontology annotation, biological process: transmembrane transport.
AAUAACCCCAUGAAUUGAAUAAAAUAAACAAAACCUCAUCACCCCAAUCACCAAGUUCCAGUUUUUUUUUUUUUGAUUCCAAAGGUGAUGACAGUCUGCUAUGGCUCUUUGUACAUCUGAGGAUUCUUGAAAGUCUUUUAUCAGCUGCUUUCUGCCAUAUCUGACUUUUCUUCACUUCCCUAGCCCUAGGGUACUUAGUUAAGUGUCUGUGUCACUGUUGAGUGAGGAUUUGGGAUUCUUUGGUGGAGAAAAAUGAGUGGAGCUGUGCUUGUAGCUGUUGCAGCAGCUAUUGGUAACUUGUUGCAAGGAUGGGAUAAUGCUACAAUUGCAGGCGCUGUUUUAUACAUAAAGAGAGAGUUUAAAUUGGAAAGCGAACCGACCAUAGAAGGCCUUAUUGUAGCCAUGUCUCUUAUCGGAGCCACAUGCAUUACUACAUGCUCGGGAGGAAUAUCGGACUGGCUAGGCCGCCGCCCGAUGCUAAUAAUCUCGUCCGUUCUUUACUGUCUUAGUGGUCUUGUAAUGUUAUGGUCUCCUAAUGUUUAUAUCUUGCUUUUGGCGAGGCUUUUGGAUGGCUUUGGGGUUGGUUUAGCUGUAACUUUGGUCCCUGUUUACAUAUCCGAGAUGGCACCACCUGAAAUAAGGGGAUUGUUGAAUACCCUUCCACAGUUUACUGGUUCUUUUGGAAUGUUUUUCUCGUAUUGCAUGGUUUUUGGAAUGUUGUUAACGGACUUACCGAAUUGGAGAAUGAUGCUUGGAGUUCUUUCUAUUCCGUCUCUUGUAUAUUUUGCAUCAACUGUUUUCUUCUUGCCUGAGUCACCAAGAUGGCUAGUAAGUAAAGGGCGAAUGAGAGAGGCGAAAAAAGUUUUGCAGAGACUACGCGGCCGGGAAGAUGUUGCUGGUGAGAUGGCUUUGCUAGUUGAGGGACUUGGUGUUGGAGGUGAAACAUCGAUAGAGGAGUACAUAAUUGGUCCGGCCAACGAGGACAUCGAAGACCAAGAUAUCUCUGCUGAUAAAGAUCAAAUCAAGUUAUAUGGACCCGAACAAGGUCUUUCAUGGGUGGCCAGACCCGUCACUGGACAGAGUACUCUAGGUCUUGUUUCUCGGCAUGGAAGCUUAGCUUCUCAGAGAAGUGGUCUUGUGGAUCCGCUUGUUACCCUCUUUGGAAGUGUCCAUGAGAAGCUCCCGGAAACAGGAAGCAUGCACAGCGCGCUUUUUCCGCACUUUGGUAGCAUGUUUAGCGUUGGAGGUAAUCAAGCUAGAAACGAAGAGUGGGAUGAUGACAUUGUUCCCAGAGACGGCGAGGACUACCAAUCCGAUGGUGGCGGUGCUGAUUCUGAUGACAACUUGCAUAGUCCUUUGAUCUCCCGGCAAACAACCAGUUUGGACAAGGACAUAGUUCCAGCUGGCCAUGGAAGCCUUACAAGCUUAAGGCACGGUAGUCUAAUGCAAUCAACUACUGGAGAACAUGUUGGUAGCAUGGGUAUCGGUGGUGGUUGGCAGAUCGCAUGGCAGUUGUCCGAAAAAGAAGGUCCGGAUGGAAAAAAGCAAGGAGGAUUUAAAAGAAUUUAUUUGCACCAAGAGGGUGUACCAGGAUCGAUGCGUGGAUCACUGGUUUCUCUCCCCGGUGCUGAAUCCCCUGCAGACAGUCAGUACGUCCAAGCUUCUGCCUUGGUGAGUCAGCCGGCUCUCUAUUCCACCGAGCUUAUGAAGCAGCAUCCAGUUGGACCGGCUAUGGUUCAUCCGGUGGAAACUGCUAAGGGACCAAGUUGGAAGGAUCUCUUUGAACCAGGAGUCAAGCACGCUUUAGCAGUAGGGGUCGGAAUUCAAUUACUUCAGCAGUUUUCAGGUAUAAAUGGAGUGCUAUACUACACUCCCCAAAUUCUCGAGCAGGCAGGAGUCGGAGUUCUUCUUUCGAACUUGGGCAUCAGUUCGUCUUCUGCAUCUCUGCUUAUCAGUGGCAUUACGACCUUGUUGAUGCUUCCGAGUAUUGCAGUUGCUAUGCGGCUUAUGGAUGUUGCUGGUAGAAGGUAAGUUCUGUUCCGUUUUCGGGU